AUGUGUCCCCGGGCCCUCCGCCUGCUUCGGGGGCUGUGCCUCUGGUUGAGCCUGGGGCUGCCGGGCACCCUGAGCGGGAACCGGAGCUGCGUCUUCUAUGAAACCCCCCACAACCUGCAGGGCUCCAUGCGGCACCAGGGGCGUCUCCUGGCGGGCGCUGAGCACGGCACCAUCCUCUGCCACUCCAGCCACUGCUGCUUUGGGAUCUGGAACCAAAGCCACGGCCGGCUCCAAGCGGUGAUGCAAGGUUGCUGGGGCAGCGACCGAGAUGGCUGCGACUCCCCAGCCUGCAAAACCAGCCCCGUCCACACCGCCGGGGUCAUCUUCCAGCGCUGCCUGUGCCGCUCCGACUUCUGCAAUGCCAACGUCAGCCAGCUUGGGGCCCCUGCAGUGCCGCAAGCCUCGGCUGGGUCUGCUCUGACGGGCAUCACCUGGAUCGCCGUGGCCUGCUCGCUGCUGUUCUUCCUCAGCUGUCUGGCCUUCCUAGUGCUGAGAAGGGUGAAGGUCUGUGCAGUGCUGUUGUGCCAGGAGGAGAGCGGCAAGCUGACCAAAGUCACCAUAGACCCCCAUUCCAGCCGUGAGAGGGAACUCCCCAGCCAGGAGCUGUCAGCGCUCCAGUUCCUCCAGGUGCUCCAGGAUGGGCGCUUCUCCGUGGUGUGGCAGGGCACCCUGCACCAGACGCCCGUUGCAAUCAAGGCCUUCCCCGACGCCUGCUCCCAGCACUUUGCAGCCGAGUGGUCCGUGCACAGCCUGCCCCUGAUGAACCACGACAACGUGGCCCGGCUCCUGGCAGCUGGGCGAGGAGGGGUGCGCGGGGAACAAGGGAGCCUGUUAGUGCUGCAGCUCUACCCAGCGGGUUCCCUGAGACACUUCCUGAGCCAGAACGUCAGCACCUGGGACGCCACCAUCAGACUGGCCCUGUCGCUGGCCCGGGGGCUGGCCUUCCUGCACGAGGAGCUCUGGCACAACGGCCUGCACAAACCCAGCGUGGCACACCGGGACCUGAGCAGCCAGAACGUGCUGGUGCGGGAGGACCAGAGCUGCGCCAUCGGCGACUUCGGCCUGGCCACGGCGCUGCCCGCGUGCCUGGAGCAAUGGGGCGGCGGCCGCAUGGAAGCUGCUGUCAGGAAGGCAGGGACCCAGCGGUACAUGGCCCCCGAGAUCCUGGAUGACAGCCUGGACCUGCAGGUCUGGGGCCGCGCGCUGAAGCAGGCUGACAUCUACUCCCUGGCCCUGGUGCUCUGGGAGAUCCUGUCGAGAUGCUCGGGGCUCUCCCCAGACUGCGGGGUCCCUCCCUUCCAGCUGGCCUACGAGGCGGAGCUGGGCAGCAGUCCCACGUAUGGGGAGCUGAGGAGACUGGCCGUGGAGGAGAGGAGGAGGCCAGCCAUCCCCGACUCCUGGAGGGGGACAGGCCAGGUCUCCAUCUGCCUGCGGGAGCUGCUGGAGGACUGCUGGGACCCCGACCCCGAGGCCCGGCUGACGGCCGAGUGCGCCCGCCAGCGGCUCCAGUCCGUGGGAGCCGAGUUGCCGGCGGGGGUGUGCUGA
This is a messenger RNA of Emys orbicularis (European pond turtle), 1545 nucleotides long. RefSeq names its product anti-Mullerian hormone receptor type 2 (gene AMHR2). Gene Ontology annotation, cellular component: signaling receptor complex; plasma membrane. The record is from RefSeq and is a predicted model, not a curated record. NCBI's taxonomy places the organism in Eukaryota, Metazoa, Chordata, Testudines, Emydidae. Gene Ontology annotation, biological process: cellular response to growth factor stimulus; protein phosphorylation; BMP signaling pathway. The transcript is spliced from 11 exons. Gene Ontology annotation, molecular function: ATP binding; transforming growth factor beta receptor activity. Bases 1 to 1545 code for a protein of 514 amino acids.